This is a messenger RNA of Pocillopora damicornis (cauliflower coral), 2217 nucleotides long. RefSeq names its product histidine N-acetyltransferase. The record is from RefSeq and is a predicted model, not a curated record. Gene Ontology annotation, molecular function: acyltransferase activity, transferring groups other than amino-acyl groups. Lineage: Eukaryota; Metazoa; Cnidaria; Anthozoa; Scleractinia; Pocilloporidae.
UUCCGAAAUUUCACUUUCAAUUAUCGGAAAAAAAGCUAAAAAGAAGUCCCGGAAAAGCUCGAACACAGUACAAUUGGCAGAUGGCGUGACAGCUUUAGCUCAGCUCUAUGUUCUAUACUCUCAUAGAGCACGCUCUAUCAACCAAUGACAGCGCGCGUUAUAUCCGAACUUUAUUAUAAUUGCUAUUCGAGUACGGUGAAGAUGAAUCGAGCUCGGUUGCCUAGAUACCAAAUGUGGUCCCCCUCGUUCUCAUGCAACUCGACCCAGAUCAUCUGAGGCAGCUGCCAUUUUGGAAGUAGGUGUAUUUACAACUUAACCUCUCAUAAUAGGAAUUGACGCCCCCGGUUACAGCUGUUGACGUAAGAAGCAAAACUCUGUGUGUGCAAGUUUCUAAGUAGCUUAGAAGACAACCAACGAUCAAGAACGUUCGUAUCAAGGAAUCGAUUAGGGCGGUUACUGACGUGCUGUUUUUCACAAAUUCAAACAUGGGUUCAAGACUGUUCCACCGUCUUGGUUCUUCAGCAGCCCUGUUUAGUCGAAAAGAUUGUUUUUUAUGGACAAACAAACGUCUAAUUUCCUGUCUGCAAGAAGGGCAAGUGGUUGUGCGACUUGCAAAAGCAAGUGACUUUGACGAGGUACUUAAACUGUCUAAGAAACUUAAAGACACGUUUGACUAUGUCCCCUACAGAUUUCAUAAAUGGCUUCUGGAGCCCAACAGAAUCUCUUUGGUUGCCGAAAAAGGGACAGAGGUUGUUGGUUUCGCAGAAUAUUCCAUCGUCGACGGGGAAAAAUCAGCGCUUAUGGAAGCUGGAAGAAUUGAUCCUAAUCACAGAGGUCAUGGUAUACUCGGUUUACUAAGGGAUUUUACACUUGUGCUUAUCCGGGAAAAAUUCCCAAAAGUUGUGCGUUCCAGGUACACGGUGUGGUCUGGGGCUUAUCAAGCAGUGAGAAAAACAUUCCAAAAGCAUAACAUCUGCGAUAAAGAACUGUACCACUAUAAUUUUUUAACCUACAAAGUUGAGCCAGAACAUGUCAGUUUGAAAUACAAGUUAGAAAACUGUUCGAAACUUCAACCUUGCCCAAAGGAAGAGUUUAAAAAACGCAUUCUGGAAAACGCCAGUACCAGCUCUCUCUUUCCUAAUAACAUGCUCGUCAUUGAUUGGCAACCGUUUAAAGCUAUCCCAGCCAACUUCAAAUUCAUCGUACAAGACCAGGAUCGAUAUUUCGUCGAUUCGUCAAACGGUCUUGCGAGAACUUUGACAUCUUUUAGUUUGGGAAGAUUUGUACAGCUUGUUCGUGGCAUGGUGUGGACAUCGACCAUCUACGCUAGGGACGCAAAGCUAUGUCAGUCCCACGUGAUCCAUCAAUUGAUGAGUGCCCAUCAAACUGCAAAAGGAAGUUUUCUAUUCAGCACCUUUCAAGAUCCAUCACUUACAAGGCAUUGUGAAGAAGCCCUGACGGACAUUCCGGGGGUUACAAAGAUGAAGGAAGAAGAGUCUACGCAAAAGAUGUUUAUCUUUGAGGGUGAAUUGUAAGAUUAAGAUAAUAUAAUCGAUGAAUCGAUUGUAGCAGUAGCUAGUUCCAUGCUUUUUUACGUAUGGAGGUUAGGAAAUACCUCUCAUGUAUAAAUACCCUUUCUCAAUCUCGAAGACCUCUGAUUUUCUGCUGGCGUAUCUCUAAUAUCCCUUUUACUGCUUUUUAUAUUGUUAUGUUUCCUUGAACAAGUUUGGUUAAAUGUUUUGUUUAUCACAAAUUUAUACACAGCUAGGUUUAGAUUAUCCUUAGUUUAUUUACCUACCUGUUUAUACUCCUGAUUUUACCAUGUUUCUACAAUCAUUCUUAUGUCCUUGAACAUGUUAAUUAAUACCUCUCGUAUGCAGUUUUAAAAGAGACUAUUCAACUAUUUCAAUGUUUAUGCCUUAUAAUACUCUCACACAGAUUUGUACAUAACUGGAGUAAUCAUCGUUCCAUAUAAAUGACGUACCACUUACAGAUUUAUUAGCAUUUUUCAUUUCAAGUAUUUGUUUUCUAAAUCUAAUUUGGUAGAUUUCAGAUCUAUCAUUCACUAAAUGUAGCACAACAUCUUCUUUUUUGUCAUUUUUCAAUCAGUUGUUGGUAUUUUUAUUCUCGGAUAUUGAUUUUAACGCUAGAGCCUGGAUGAAGAUCGCUCUUUAUAAUUCUGGUUUACUUGGUCCGAACAAAGUGUUGUUGUUGUUG